Molecule: messenger RNA, 1583 nt
Organism: Lotus japonicus
Lineage: Eukaryota; Viridiplantae; Streptophyta; Magnoliopsida; Fabales; Fabaceae
Product: probable inactive nicotinamidase At3g16190
Exons: 6
Coding region: 844-1428 (194 amino acids)
Source: RefSeq, a predicted model, not a curated record
UUUCGACUUGGGGAUGAGACGAAUCAAGUAGUAGUUCACCCUUGCUGCCUUGCAUGAUCUAGCAAUGAGCCCAUAACCUGUUGAACUCAUUCUUGUCCACCCAAUAUCAACAUUCACUUUAAUCAAACAUUUUGAGCCUUCCAUAUAUCAUUUGCUUCGGUCACUUGGAAAGUUAAAGAAUGUUAUCAGAAAGAAAAAGAAAAUACAAAAUAUAAGGUCCGAACACAAAAGCAAAAUUAAGAUGGAAGGAGAAAACUUUCAUAGUUCCAUAUCCGCCAAGGAACCGCAUCUCUAGACGUGUGACGAGCUAAAGUUCCCGCUACCGAAUUGAGCUCUUGAUGAACAUGAGAGAAUGUAAUAAUCCAAUCUUUAUCCAACAUGACACAAGAACCGAUAAUUUUCUUACUCCAUCAAUAGCAAUUAACGUUUUUGUUGUCAAUAAAAACAUCAAUUGUUCUCUACAAUAAUUCUAGUUUCGAUUCCAUUUCAAAGCCAGUCAAGCACUGCUUCGAUCCACCCCUUUAUCCUACGCACUCCUCCCUGCUUAUCCUGCGCAUAUUUCAUCGGUUUCGGAACAACACCGCCGCUUCACACCGUCACCGCACCACCGCGCCCCGCUCUUGACUCUACUCCACAAUUUCGCUCUUCCGUUUCGUUUCAGCAACAGAUUGUACUGAUUGUGCGGAAAAUGAUUCGAUCUGCGUAUUUGAGUUUCGUUGAGUUUUUGAAAUUUUUGUGAAGCGCCUGUGCAGUGGAGUAAUACAUACUAAGCGACCCAAUUGGCCAUAAUCGUUGUCACAGCGCUCAAAAUCCGGACUUGGUGAAGGAGUUGACCCUUUGAAAAUGGCAGAGGAUUGGAAACGCACAGCUCUUCUUGUCAUCGACAUGCAGAAAGAUUUUGUAGAAGGAGGUCCUAUGCUAGUGAAAGGAGGGAAAGAUAUUGUCCCCAAUGUGAUUAAGGCUGUGGAAGUUGCCAGGGAGCGUGGAAUUCUUAUAGUUUGGGUUGUACGCGAACAUGAUCCCUUAGGAAGAGAUGUUGAACUCUUUCGUCGUCAUCUAUAUAGUCCAGGGAAAGUUGGUCCAACCUCUAAAGGAAGUGAAGGAGCAGAGUUAGUUGAUGGGUUGGUAAUUAGAGAAGGGGAUUAUAAACUGGUGAAAACCAGGUUUAGUGCAUUCUUUUCUACACACCUUCAUUCAGUCCUUCAAGGAGCUGGAAUUAAUAGUCUGGUGGUCACUGGUGUUCAAACUCCAAACUGUAUCAGGCAAACUGUCUUUGAUGCUGUAGCAUUGGACUAUAAACCUGUAACUGUUAUUGUUGACGCCACAGCGGCAGCGACACCUGACAUUCAUCUUGCCAAUGUGUUUGACAUGAAAAAUGUUGGAGUUGAAACCCCAACAUUACAAGAGUGGAGCGAAUCCAAAGCUUGAUCUGUAUCAACCAUCCUGAGGUGUUCAAUUCCAAGACCCAAAAAGUGUUGAUGCCUUUUGUCAUGUUAAGCUGUAAAGUGAACUGAAACUACUUAUAUUGCAGUACUUGAUUCCUGCACUGUUAAAUAAUGACAUAGCUAUUGUUGUUUAUUUUA